Molecule: messenger RNA, 3608 nt
Organism: Melospiza melodia melodia
Lineage: Eukaryota; Metazoa; Chordata; Aves; Passeriformes; Passerellidae
Exons: 2
Coding region: 493-1503 (336 amino acids)
Cellular component (GO): membrane
Source: RefSeq, a predicted model, not a curated record
AAAUGCAAUUGCAAAGGCUGGCCAGUGAGCGUAGGAUUACUUCAUGAACAGGAAAAAAAAAAUCCACUGGAUGGCCUCACAUACUUAGAAAUGGCAGGGACAAACACUACUUUUCUGUUCUAAAAUAUCUCAUUGCCGAGGAGAAUCUGAACUUUAAAGUCACAUGAUGAUGAAACCAUAGGUUUGCUAAACAUGCAACGUGUAUGGUUUGAAUGACUUCAGCCAAGUUCCUGUUUCCCCUACAGAACUGCAGUUUUUAGUCAGCAAGCGCCUGGAUUCUUCACCGUGAUGUACAGCAGCUGAGAAGUUAUCGUAACAUACACACACUGCUUUCUACAGAAAUAGAAAGGGCUAUAAGCUCCAAACAAUAAUUGUGUUUCAUCUGCCAUUUCUCAGUGAAAGGCUCAGCCUGUUGUUUCUGGGGAGCAGUUCCUUGAAAAGUUCAGUUUCAAACACCGUUGAACAGAAAAUAAGCACAGUGUGGAAAGCAGGAUGACUUCUCAAAACAUGACGUGGAUCAGCUACCCAAGCAAGAGCCAGUCUUUCAAUUCCACAGAAGAAAUUGAAGCUGUCAUAACUUCUCAAAACAUCAUAUCCAGAGUUAUGCACUGUUACAUUGCCUUUUUUGUACCCACUGGAUUAAUAGCUGGCAUAUGUAUUUUGAUCAUUUUCAUAAAGAACCAUUUGCAGAACAGAGAAAGCUUGGACUUACUUCUUCUACACUUCACCAUCAGCAAUAUCAUAAUGAUUUUUUUCUCCUUUACUGUCAUCAGUAGACCUGACUAUUUAACAGCAACCCACCUUGCCUGUAGCGUACUGUCAUUUUUUUUCAACUUUGGUUAUUUCAAUUCUCAGUAUGUUUUAAUUUUGACACUUCUCACACUAUUACUGAAGAGAUUUCCACCAUCAACUGCUCUUUGCAAAGCCACCCAAAGACCCAUCUUGUGUGUUGGGCUUGUACUCACAUGCACCUUCUGUUUGUCCCUGACAGAGGCAGUGCUGGUUGGCACUGACGAUUAUCACCUGGAAGUGUACUGCCAGUUGGAUCCAUUAUUUGCAUGGCCUGCAUACGAGAUUGUUAAAUUCAUCUUUGGGUUUGGAAUCCCAUCAAUGCUCCAGAUCCUCUGUUUUAUUGUUCUGUGGGCUAAAGAAGCACCAGAAGCUCCAUCCUUGCAGCAGCACGUGCGCACUUACCCCGCUGUGUACGCGAUCAGCGCGACAAUGUUCAUCUGCCGCCUGUUCUAUAACGUCAUGAUUCUCUUCAGGACAGCACUGAAACUGCACGGGAGCAUUGGAACCACAAAGAACGAGCUUGUGAUGAACAUUGCAGAAAUAGUGUUGUUCUGUGAGAGCUGUGCUAGUUUGGUAGUUAUACUAUUUUUUCAUAAACCUUGCAAGGAUGAAGUGCUUAAAGUCAUACACAGGUGCCGAAGGAAAACCCCUGCCAACAAUCACCUUGAAAUACCAGAAGCAGCCCUGACCCAUCAAAGUGGCUCUCAGUAAUAUUAGCUCUUCCAAAAAAACUGUCAAUGCACUUUGCUUUUUAGCUUGUGGAUUUUGGUUUGGUUUUAUACUUCUUCAAAAAAAGGGCAAUUGUUCCUUCUUUAGAACCCAAACUUGGCCUAUCUUACAGAUAGCAGUACUGGAAGAAAAAAAGAUGGUCAGUUCUAGUACUCACAGUGGAAUCUGUAAGAAAACUUCCAGAGUCUGGGGCCGUUUGUUUUUUUUCCAUAUAUACAUGUAUAUUUAAAUAAUCUACUUCUCUGCAAGCCCUUGCUUCAAAGUCAGGUGGAAAGAUGAGCACUGUUGUCAUAGAACUGUGCUUCUGCAAUAUCAGUGCCCUAGCAGAGCUGCAAACAAAAAUGUAGCAGGAAGCAACUUUGAACAAAGCUCAAAAUCUGUAGUCAGAGCAUUUUCUCAGGUGUGCUUCCUCCUUUGACUUCUUACCCUUCAAACUACUUAUUUCUAUAACACUGGUAUAUAUCAUUCUAGUGGUAGUUUUUGUCUGAAUUCCUGUGCCAAAAAAAAAAGAAAGAAAUCAAAUUAACGGAAACACGGGUCCAUAAAGGAAAGCUUUGGGUCCUUUGUGAGGCACUGAACUGGAAAGAUCAAUAGGAUGGCUAAUUAAAACUUUGUGCAAGAAUGAAAGCUUUUUGUUAAUGUACUCUCAGCUUCUACUUUGCAUUUAGACUUACAGCAAUGAUUGAUUUAAGCCAUUCCUGACGAGUUCAUUCAGAAGUACAGUCAUUGGAAAAGCCACAUUUUCAGUAAUACACUAACUGAAAAACAGAGAAAAGCCAGCUCAGAACAGUAGAACUGAGGUGUAUUUUUAAGAGGGCAAACAAAACCCAAGCCCCAGUUCCUAACUGGAAUCCAGGCUCUGCGAAAGACAAGCAUUGUACAUUUAAAUGACAGUUGAUGGGUAAACGGUGCAAAAAGAGGGGAAAAUCUGAAUUAGAAUAAAACAGUUGUGGUGCAGGAGUUUGGAUGAAGCCCUGCAGGAUCACUAGCUGAUGCAGGCUGAGAUGUAGGUGCAAAGCUGUAAAUGCUUGCUUUGAGCACACUAUUACUGCCACCAAAUCUGGCCAGGAGCCACCUUAGGCAUUUGGCUUCGGCUUCAUCUUCUGUUAAAAAAGUGGAGAGAACGGAAACAGGAAAAGCACAGAAUUGUACUAAAACUUGGAUAAUGACGUAGACUCAGAUGGCAAAGUUACAAAAACACUGAUGCUUAAAUCUGUGCCUUUGUAUGAAACCCAGGUGCUAAUGGAACUGAGAGGGGUUUUUUUGCAGUUAUAGCCUUUGAAAGAUCUUCCUGAUGGGGUCUUCCAGAUUUGUGUGGGGAGCUGGUGUAAAUCAGCAUGGGCUGCCUACGAGAGAACAGCAGGAACUGACUGAUCAGGAUGAACAUCUUCCACAAGCCAACAGCCAAGUGCAGAAAUGGAAGAACAAUAGUCAUGCAGAAUACAGAUGAAUUAUCUAGAGAUAUGGAUCUAGUCUGGGACAUCCAAAUCCUGACAGGUAUGGACCAUGACUGUACCACAUGCAAAUAAAGGGCAAUAUGUAAUCCCACUAUGACUGUAAGGACCAACAUUUCCACAAGCUGGUAAAAUGUCUGCAUUACAUUGUGUCAGCCUGUUCAAUUUUGUUCUGCUGCCAGCAUGAACAGAUGGAUAAUUAAAGAACUCUACAUAUAAACAGAUCAUUAUAGAACGUGGUCAGAAAGAAAGUAGGUAGAUAAGAAUCAUCUCUUUGAGGAGCCAAUUUCAUACUUGUGAAAGGAAUUCUCAGAUGGCAUCAGAGGUUUUGUUUUGCACCUGAGAAGGGGGAGAUUAAACAACACAGACCAAAGAUCAGCCUUGCAGAAAGAUGUCUGAAGAGAUGAGUUGUAGGAGCUGUACAUCACUGAAAAAGCUGACAGACUGAGUUAAAGAAUAUGUCACAAGAUGCAAGCUGUUUAUCCCAGCUCAGAAAGUCAGAGGUUCAGCUGCACUGUGGAUGAGGAGGAUAUUUUGUAGUAUGGGAAUUAUGUGCAAAUUAUUCUACUUUACUUACAGCUUCCAUAUAUUUUAUAUUUAAGGAUAAAAGAAUAAAUAUUGUGUUGUUUCUGA